Molecule: messenger RNA, 594 nt
Organism: Budorcas taxicolor (takin)
Lineage: Eukaryota; Metazoa; Chordata; Mammalia; Artiodactyla; Bovidae
Gene: LSM8
Product: LSM8 homolog, U6 small nuclear RNA associated
Exons: 4
Coding region: 1-459 (152 amino acids)
Biological process (GO): mRNA splicing, via spliceosome
Cellular component (GO): precatalytic spliceosome; U6 snRNP; U4/U6 x U5 tri-snRNP complex
Molecular function (GO): RNA binding
Source: RefSeq, a predicted model, not a curated record
AUGCUUGGCCGGUUUCUUUCAGUCUCUGAUUCGUGGAGGCCGCCCUGCGGUAGUUCUCGCGGUAUUUGCUGCCGCCAGUCGGCGAGAGAGGCUGCUGUUCCGUGGCGGUCCUUUCUAGCUCCUCUGGUCGCCGGGGCUCUUGUGUUUCCAGUUGCCAGGUCGCGUAUCAUGACGUCCGCCUUGGAGAACUACAUCAACCGAACUGUUGCUGUCAUUACUUCUGAUGGGAGAAUGAUUGUGGGAACACUGAAAGGUUUUGACCAGACCAUUAAUUUGAUACUGGAUGAAAGCCAUGAACGAGUGUUCAGCUCUUCACAGGGAGUAGAACAAGUGGUACUAGGGUUAUACAUCGUAAGAGGUGACAAUGUUGCAGUCAUUGGAGAAAUUGACGAAGAGACAGAUUCUGCACUUGAUUUGGGGAAUAUUCGAGCAGAACCUUUGAACUCUGUAGCACACUGAGGAAAAAUUACAUAUAUCAGACAGCUGUAAAUCUUUGUACAGAAACUGAUUAUUCUGAGACUGAUGGUCAGAAUUUUUAGGAAUGUGUAAUUGUGGAUUUUGACUCCAUGUCGAUUCAUUGUUAUAUGAUAUGUA